AUGGAAAGGAUAACAGAUAAGAUUGCCGCGCUGCCGGCCGAUGGGGAGUACUUUUCUCUCGAGUUCUUCCCGCCCAAGACGGCCAUGGGCUUCUCCAAUCUGCGCGACCGAUUGCACCGCAUGGAACAGGGCCUGCGUCCGCUCUUUGUCAACGUCACCUGGGGCGCCGGUGGCUCGACGGCCGACAAGUCGCUCGAGCUGGCCGAGCUGUGCCAGCGCGAGCUCGGCAUGACGACGUGCCUGCACCUCACUUGCACUAAUAUGAGUCGCAAGCUCAUUGACAAAGCCCUCGAAGACGCCAAGGCCCUCGGCAUCCGCAACAUUCUCGCCCUACGCGGCGACCCCCCACGCACAGACGAGUACCGCACCACUGACGACGACGAGUCCGACAACGACGGCGCUGCCGACGGACAAGCCUUUGUUUGGGCCAUUGACCUGGUCAAGUACAUUCGCAAAAAGCACGGCGACUACUUUUGCGUCGGCGUCGCCGCCUACCCAGAGGGCCAUGCCGACGAGAGCCACCCGCUUGGCCAGUCACUCGCGCACGACCUACCGUAUCUGGUCGAAAAGGUGCAGGCCGGUGCCGACUUCAUCAUGACGCAGCUCUUCUUCGACAUUGAGGCGUACGACACUUUUGAGGCGACGCUGCGCGGCCACCCCAGCGGAGCCUUCCAGACCAUUCCCAUCCUCCCCGGUCUGAUGCCCAUCCAGAGCUACGCCAUGAUCAAGCGCACCGCCAAGCUUAGCCACGCCGCCAUGCCGCCCGCCCUUCUCGAUCGCCUCAACGCCGUUAAGGGCGACGAUGAGCGCGUCAAAGCCGUGGGCGUCGAUAUUCUCAGCGAGCUCGUCGAGCAGGUUCGCACUGUCAAGACCAAGACGACACCCGGCCGCCCGCGAGGCUUUCAUUUCUACACUCUGAACCUCGAAAAGGCCGUUACCUUCAUCCUUGAGCGCACGCACCUCAUCCCUGACGCGCCCGAUGAGGAGGAGGUUGUCAUUGUCGACGCUGGGCCGACGUCGGCGCCGUUCCUCCAGGUCAACGGCCACGCGAUUCCGCCGCCGCAGCGCAGCCACUCGCGGUCCUCGCGGCGCCACUCGUCUGUCGGCUCAGAUCCACACAAUCGCGUUAUCGUCGGCAGCGGUAGCGGGCGGCGAACCAACCCGGAGUGGGAGGCAACGGGCGCCGAGGCGGCCGUGCCGGCGGCAGUGUCGCAGCUCAACGCGCGCGCCAACACGCUCGCCAUCUCUGAGGGCGAGGGUGCGCUCGGCCGCGAGGCCACCUGGGAUGACUUCCCCAACGGCCGCUUCGGCGACUCGCGCUCGCCCGCCUACGGCGAGAUUGAUGGCUACGGCGUCAGCCUGCACAUGUCGGUCGCCCAGGCCGUCCGCCUCUGGGGCCAUCCGGCCAGCUCCCGCGACAUUGACGACAUGUUUGUCCGCCACGUCCGCGGCGAGCUUUCCGCCCUGCCCUGGAGCGAAGAGGAGCUGCUCGCCGAGUCGAGCACUAUCACAACGCACCUCGCCGCCCUUAACCGCCGCGGCUGGUGGACCGUCGCCUCGCAACCCGCCGUUAACAGCGUCCGCUCCACCGAUCCCACCUUUGGCUGGGGCCCUGCCAACGGCUUCGUCUUCCAAAAGGCCUUUGUUGAGUUUUUCCUCUCCUCCGCCGACUGGGCCUCUCUGAAAGACAGGCUGCAAGCGCCGGGCGUCCGCGAAGUCGUUUGCUUCUACGCCGGCAACGCCAAGGGCGACCUCGUUAGCUCGGACAACUCUGGUAGCGCGGCGGCAGCAACGGCAGCAGCCAGCACAAACGCGGUGACGUGGGGCGUCUUCCCCAGCAAGGAGAUCGUGACACCGACUAUUAUCGAAGAGGUCUCGUUCCGCGCGUGGUGUGAAGAAGCCUUUGACAUUUGGGACGAGUGGUCGCGCGUCUACGCCAAGGGCUCGCCGAGCGCGACGCUGCUGAGCGGCAUCCGCGACGACUACUGGCUGGUGAAUGUUAUUCACCACGAUUUUGUGGACCAGCAGGCUCUGUGGGAUCUGCUGCUCGCGUAG
Beauveria bassiana ARSEF 2860 is the source of this 2055-nucleotide messenger RNA. RefSeq names its product methylenetetrahydrofolate reductase. The coding region runs from base 1 to 2055 and encodes 684 amino acids. Lineage: Eukaryota; Fungi; Ascomycota; Sordariomycetes; Hypocreales; Cordycipitaceae. Gene Ontology annotation, biological process: tetrahydrofolate interconversion. Gene Ontology annotation, molecular function: methylenetetrahydrofolate reductase [NAD(P)H] activity; FAD binding. Gene Ontology annotation, cellular component: cytosol. The transcript has a single exon. The record is from RefSeq and is a predicted model, not a curated record.